AGCAGCCUCAUAGGAGUAACUGCAAUAUGAUAUAUAAAGCGUAACGAAGCUGCUUUCCUUGUCAGUUGUCAGUGCAUCAGCAUUAAGAUCCAGUGCACAAUAGACUCUCCUCUCUUUCAAUAUGAAGGUGACACUCAUCAUGGUCCUGAUGGCCGUCGUUGGCCUCUCCUCUGCCUACUCCCGCGGCGAUGUCUACGAGAAGCCCCAGCGUGUUGAAAGGGCCAUCAGCGCCGGGAGCACCAGGAUGAUCGGUGGUGAGAGAGACAUCAGCGAGGAGAGCGGAAGCAUGUCCAUGGAAAGAAUAAAGAAAAGAGACACCAGUGGAGAAAGCAGUUCCUUGGAAAGCAGGGAGAGAGGUGAUGCCUUUGCUGUCUCUCACGACCUCGAUCUGAGGCGCCUCUGGAGAAGCGAUAGCUUCCACAGCUCCGAGAGUAACAGCAUUGAGAAUUAAGGAUUCCUCUGAAGACGUGAUGACUGAACGACCUGACCACCAUUUGGUUCCUCUGAUUUCAUUCGGGAUAUUUCUAAGAACAUUCAGAAUUCUUUACAUUAGCUUAAGUAAGACACAAUUGGCAAAACAAUAAUUUAUAAUUUCAUGUAGACAAUAUUGUUUGUUUUUAGUAAGUACAGAGAAAUAAAAUUAUUGGCAAAAA
This is a messenger RNA of Penaeus monodon (black tiger shrimp), 653 nucleotides long. RefSeq lists its product as uncharacterized. The transcript is spliced from 7 exons. Lineage: Eukaryota; Metazoa; Arthropoda; Malacostraca; Decapoda; Penaeidae. The record is from RefSeq and is a predicted model, not a curated record. The coding region runs from base 122 to 451 and encodes 109 amino acids.